Molecule: messenger RNA, 3374 nt
Organism: Centrocercus urophasianus (Greater sage-grouse)
Lineage: Eukaryota; Metazoa; Chordata; Aves; Galliformes; Phasianidae
Gene: KLB
Product: klotho beta
Exons: 6
Coding region: 140-3070 (976 amino acids)
Biological process (GO): carbohydrate metabolic process; fibroblast growth factor receptor signaling pathway
Molecular function (GO): hydrolase activity, hydrolyzing O-glycosyl compounds; fibroblast growth factor receptor binding; fibroblast growth factor binding
Source: RefSeq, a predicted model, not a curated record
GAAGCUUUGAUAAGACACUCCAGCAUUUAGCGGCAAGUGAAGACAGCCUGCACAGCAGGGAUUCCAGGGAAUGAAUGGAUUUUUUUCAGUCUUGGUGAAGGGAAUCUGACUUUUAAUGCUGGCGUUAUAAAGCAGCAUAAUGCGUGGCCGACAGCUGAAGAGAUUUGUUGCUUUUUGGACAUUAGUUUUCAUAAGGAUAGUUGCUGGGCUUGCCGGAGAGGGAAGAUCUGUGUGGAAAAAGGACCCCAACUCCAGUCCUGUGAGUGAAAAACAUAUGUUUUUGUAUGACACAUUCCCCACAGAGUUUCUCUGGGGCGUAGGGACGGGAGCAUUCCAGGUGGAAGGCAGCUGGAGGAAGGACGAGAGAGGACCCUCCGUCUGGGACCGCUUCAUCCACGCGGAGCUCAGAGACACUGACAGCGCAGAUGUUUCCAGUGACAGCUACACCUUGCUGGACAAAGAUGUGUCAGCUCUGGAUUUUUUAGGGGUUACCUUUUACCAGUUUUCAAUCUCAUGGUCAAGGCUUUUUCCCACUGGAGUGGUAGCAGCUCCUAACAAAAAAGGACUCCAGUACUAUAACACCCUUAUUGACUCUCUGAUCUACAGAAAUAUUGACCCCGUGGUUACCCUGUACCACUGGGACCUGCCCCUGACACUGCAAGAACAGUAUGGGGGAUGGAAAAAUGAAUCAGUCAUUGAUAUCUUCAAUGACUAUGCCACCUUUUGCUUCCAGACCUUUGGGGAUCGUGUUAAAUAUUGGAUUACCAUCCACAAUCCUUAUUUAGUUGCUUGGCAUGGCUAUGGCACGGGUAUUCAUGCUCCUGGAGAGAAAGGGAAAAUAACCACUGUCUACGCUGUAGGACACAAUUUGAUCAAGGCUCAUGCAAAAGUCUGGCAUAACUACAAGAAACACUUUCAACCGUAUCAGAAGGGACUGAUGUCCAUAGUCUUGGGAUCCCACUGGAUCGAACCCAACAGAUCGGAAGACACUUUGGACAUUUCUAAAUGCCAGCAGUCUGUGGACAGAGUACUUGGGUGGUUUGCUAAACCCAUCCAUGGGGACGGCGAUUAUCCAGAAGAUCUGAAAAACGAAUCUUUUUUGCCGCGCUUUACUGAGGAUGAAAAAAAGUACAUAAAAGGAACAGCUGACUUCUUCGCAUUUUCCUUCGGUCCUGAUAACUUCAAACCUCCAAACACGCUACCGAAAAUGGGACAAAACUUGUCGCUCAAUUUGAGGGAAGUACUGAACUGGAUUAAACUGGAAUACGACAGUCCUCGGAUCUUCAUUGCAGAGAACGGCUGGUUCACUGACAGCCACGUGAAAACCGAUGACACCACUGCCAUCUACAUGAUGAAAAACUUCAUAAAUAAGGUGUUGCAAGCUAUUAAAUAUGACAACAUAGAUGUGUUCGGUUACACAGCCUGGUCACUCCUUGAUGGCUUUGAAUGGCAGCAUGCCUACAAAAUCCGACGUGGAUUAUUUUAUGUGGAUUUCAAAAGCGAAAAAAAAGAACGGAUUCCCAAGUCAUCUGCACUUUAUUAUAAACAAAUCAUACAGGAAAAUGGCUUCUUCCCAAGAGAGUCUACACCAAGUGUUCAAGCUCAGUUUUCCUGUGACUUCUCCUGGGGUAUCACUGAGUCUGUUCUGAAGGCAGAGUCUGUGGCAUCCUCACCCCAGUUCUGUGAUCCAAACCUCUACCUGUGGAACAUCACGGGAGACGGGCUCCUGCACAAAGUGGAAGGAGUGAAGCUAAAAACCCGGCCGGCACAGUGUACGGAUUUUGUCAGUAUUAAAAAGCAACUUGACCUCCUGGAAAAAAUGAAAGUCACCCACUACAGAUUUGCACUGGAUUGGUCACUGAUUUUACCCAAUGGAGAUUUGUCAGUGGUCAACAGACAGGUGCUGAGGUAUUACAGAUGCGUGAUUAGCGAAGUGCUAAAGCUCAACGUGCAGUCUAUGGUCACCCUGUACUACCCAACGCACGCCUACCUGGGCCUGCCGGGCCCUUUGCUGCAGACAGGAGGGUGGCUCAACCAGUCUACGGCCUACGCUUUUCAAGACUACGCGGCUUUAUGCUUUCAGGAACUUGGUGAUUUGGUUAAACUUUGGAUUACAAUAAAUGAGCCUAACCGACUCAGCGAUGUCUACAACAGGAGCAGCAGCGAUACAUACCGGGCAGCGCACAAUUUGCUAAUAGCGCACGCCAUGGCCUGGAGAACAUACGACGAGCAGUACCGGUCCUUCCAGCAUGGCAAAGUGUCCCUGUCCCUGCACUCAGAUUGGGCAGAGCCUGCCAACCCCUACUUUGAGUCCCACGCCAAAGCUGCCAACAGGUUCCUUCAGUUUGAAAUAGGCUGGUUUGCCGACCCCAUAUUUAAGACCGGAGACUAUCCAGCUACAAUGAGGGAAUACAUCCACUUUAAAAACAGAAAAGGCCUCUCCCACUCUUUACUGCCGUCUUUCACAAGUGAGGAAAGGAAGCUGAUUAAAGGUGCAGCUGACUUCUACGCGCUGAAUCACUUCACCACACGAUUUGUGAUUCACGAGCCCCAGAACGGGAGCCAGUAUGAGUUUGACCGUGACAUCCAGUUCCUGCAGGACAUCACCUGCCUGAGCUCCCCUUCCCGGCUGGCAGUGGUGCCCUGGGGAGUGCGCAAGGUUCUGAAGUGGAUUAAAAGAACCUACGGUGACAUAGACAUCUACAUCACAGCAAACGGAAUAGAUGACCAGUCCUUGGACAACGAUGAGCUUCGGAACUACUACUUAGAAAAAUACGUACAAGAGGUUUUAAAAGCAUACUACAUUGACAAAGUCAAGAUUAGAGGCUACUACGCAUUUAAAUUGACCGAGGAAAAAUCUAAGCCCAGAUUUGGAUUCUUCACUUCUGACUCAAAAGAAAAAGAAGAAAACGUUUCAAGGCAAAGAGAAUCCGGAGCAUCUGUGUGUCACUUUAAUAAGGGGCACAAGCCCACUUUCAACAGGAUUCAUGACUGUGCAUUCUACAGAGGACCGUGUAAACAGGCAACUGCAGAAAAGCACUAUGUGAGUCACUCCAAUUAUACACACUGAACACCUCAGCUGAAAACAGAAGGUAACUGUAUGCACAGGAAAACAAGCUAUGAUACCUGCUUCUGGUGAAAUCACUUUUCUCCACUUUCUGUACCAAGAAAACGUUAUGCCUUUCCUGUGCCUUGGAAUAACCACACAAACUGCGUGACUUGAAAAGAGAUAUUAGUCUGUGAGAACUGAUAUGCACUUUUAUACAAACUUCUUUGGACCAAAACUUUCUGUGAUGUAUACUCAUGCUGUGAAUAAUGUUAAACAUGAAGAUGCAACUAGCAGUUUAUAAAUAAAAGUGUUAGCAAACACCAAA